AUGGAAAACGAAGUAAGUUUCAUUUGCAAAAGAACUGUGGUGAGCACGAAGCCAGUAGAACCAGGAAAGUACUUCCCCUUAUCAGUUUUGGAUCGUUACAUGGAGAAUAACCACAUUAGGAUGGUUUACUAUUACCAAACUUCAGGAGAAGUAAGACUUGGAGAAGUGACCAAGAAGUUGAGAGAGACUUUGUCAGAGAUGCUUACCCAUUUUCCCAAAGUGAGUGGACGGUUGAUAAGGGAUGAGAAAGGGCAAUGGAAGAUCAAAUGCAAUGAUGCUGGGGUCAGAAUGGUGGAGGCAAAAGCCAAAGGGAGUGUUGAGGGGUGGCUUAGAUGUGUUGAUAGGGAAAAGGAACUUCAGCUUGUGUAUUGGGAGACCAUGUUUCACAAACCUUAUUAUUGGUCUACUUUUUAUGUCCAGCUAACUGAAUUUGAAGAAGGAGGAUUAGCAAUUGGCCUAAGCUGCGUUCAUCUCUUGGCAGAUUCCACUUGUGCAACCACAUUCAUGAAGGCCUGGGCUGACAUUUCAUUUGGCAACAAAAUGAAUACUCCUCCACUAUUCAUCCCUUUACCUCCUAGAAGACUAGGAAACAUAAAGCCCAAUCACUACCCCCAUAUGGAGUUAAUACAUUACUAUAAAUCCUUAAUUGAGAAACCCAUUUGUGCAAAGGAAGCAAAGUACACUACAAUUUCCCUGAGUUUCUCAGACCACAUGGUUCAGGCUUGCAUGUCCAUGGCCCAACCCAAUUGUACAUCAGGCCCAAUAACACCCUUCGAGGCUUUAGCAGGGUUGUUUUGGGUCUCUUUGAGCAAAGUCAAGGGAUUGAGAAAUGGUCUUCUUGACAUGUCCAUAUGUUUGGAUGUAAGGAAAGUUUUGGGCUUAGAUAAUGGAUUCUUUGGGAAUUGCAUGGUCUAUAAUAAGGUGCAUUCAGAAGGGAAUUUAGAAUAUAACCAUUUCCCACAAGCUGUUAGGACCAUAAAAGAUGUAGUGGCUAAAAUGGACUCUGAGGGGAUUAUGGAUCUAAUUGAGUGGUUAGAAAAUAAUGACAUAAAUUCACCUACAAUGAUAAACGGUCAUGAUCUGGUAUGUGUUAACUUAGAGAAUGUGGACCCUUAUUUAGCUGUAUUUCAAGAUAGGUUGAAACCCAUUCAUGUUUCUUAUUACAUAGAACCAGUUUUGGGACAAGGACAGGUUUUGAUUCUCUCUUCUCCAAAAGGGGAGGGUCCCUUAAGCAGGGUUGCUAUGGUGACACUUAAGGAGGAGGAAGCGAUUAAGCUUUGUGAAGAUUAUCUUAUUUCACAAUUCUCUCCCAUUAUCUUGAUGAAAUGUCAAUGA
Abrus precatorius (Indian licorice) is the source of this 1335-nucleotide messenger RNA. Its product is annotated as protein ECERIFERUM 26. The record is from RefSeq and is a predicted model, not a curated record. The transcript is spliced from 2 exons. NCBI's taxonomy places the organism in Eukaryota, Viridiplantae, Streptophyta, Magnoliopsida, Fabales, Fabaceae. Gene Ontology annotation, molecular function: acyltransferase activity, transferring groups other than amino-acyl groups. Bases 1 to 1335 code for a protein of 444 amino acids.